This is a messenger RNA of Folsomia candida, 1061 nucleotides long. RefSeq lists its product as uncharacterized. The transcript is spliced from 5 exons. Lineage: Eukaryota; Metazoa; Arthropoda; Collembola; Entomobryomorpha; Isotomidae. Bases 153 to 539 code for a protein of 128 amino acids. The record is from RefSeq and is a predicted model, not a curated record.
CGUGUAUAAAUAAAAAUUGACACCAUUGUACAAAUGCAGCGUUUCAAAUAUUUAAUGCAUUCGCAGCACAAGAAAUUUAGCAUUCUUGUGCCGUCAUUCGAGUGGUAAAGUGUAGAGCUUGGGACAAUUUGCUGGAGGAAAUCAAGUCAAUCAUGGUUUGCCAUCAUAACAGGCCACAGGAAAUUUGGCCACAGGAACAACCUCCAGUUCCAAGAAUGAAUUCGCUAAAAAUUGAAAUGCAGAGGACUUACUACAAGGCCAAACUCAAUUUCUUAAUGGCUGAACAGGAUUUAGCUCUUGAGAUGAAUUACUACCAUAACUUCCAAGAUCACGGGAGAAAAGAAGAAAAACAGAUAAAGAUGGAGUGGGAAGUUAUCCGUGCUGUUAGACAAGUUGGGAUCGAUUCCCUCGAAUCUCUCAUGAAGUGCCAUCUGCAAAUUUUAUUAAACGCAUUGGGACAGCGUAUAGUCGAGAGGGUGGACACGAUGGUGGAGAAGGCGUAUAAGGAUUAUUUUAACAUGAAAGGAGUUGCGAUGUAAUGUCCCAAAUUAUUAUUACCCUUUUCACAAUAGGUAAAAUUAUAAUUAUAACCAGCAUGCACCGCACGACCAGAAAUUGUGGUCCAGAAUUACAUAAGGAUAUAUUAUUACACUAGUUAUUAAGUAAGAAUAAGGUAAGGUGAAAAAUUUGGAUGUGAGUUUUAGAAAGUUGAAAAUGAUAGAAAAGAAAGGCAAAUUAAAUAAUUGCUGUUGGUGGUAUCUUAGGUUGUUUAUAAUUGCUUAAAUUAUGACAGAAAUAAAUUAGAAGGAAAAUAAAGAAAAUUAUAUAAGUGAUAAUUAUAUAAUUAUUAUUAUUGAAAUCUUGUAGAAUUGAUUUAAAUAAUUGGUUGAUAAUGUACCCUGUUUUUGUACCUUUGGAAAAGUUGCAGAUUUUUAUAAAUUUAAGAGAAACAAGAUAUAUAUUGGUAGAUAUAUUGGCAAAUUGUUAUAUGUAUAUGUUGGUGUCAAGUAUUAUUAUUACUAUCUGCAUUAGGCCAAAUAAAAAUGAGAUUUGAAAUUGGA